Molecule: messenger RNA, 2035 nt
Organism: Gambusia affinis (western mosquitofish)
Lineage: Eukaryota; Metazoa; Chordata; Actinopteri; Cyprinodontiformes; Poeciliidae
Product: galectin-8-like
Exons: 8
Coding region: 495-1385 (296 amino acids)
Molecular function (GO): carbohydrate binding
Source: RefSeq, a predicted model, not a curated record
UUUCAUUUAUUUUUCUUUAGAUUGUUCCCAAUGCUCUCAAAUACAAUUUAAAUAUUAGUUAUCCUAAAAAACAACAACAAAAAAACAGAGGAGACACGCUCUCCUUCGACAAUAUUGUAAUUAAUAUAUCGCCAUUUAUUAUUAUUUCUUUUUUUGUUGACUAUUUGGCUGCAAAGGAACUUGCUUCAAACUUUUAACACACAUUCAGAUUAUCUCCAAGCAUAUGUGUGGUUUUCUGAACAGUAGUAGCUGAGCAUACAUGGUGUUUACUCAUAUGUGAGUAAACAGAAAAAAACAAGCCUGCUGUUUUCAUAUGUAAGCCUGAUCACAUGGUAGAUUGUGCGCAUGCGCUGCUCAUUGAUGGAGUAAAUAUGGCCACUGGUACCGUCAGCUGGUAGCGCAGCAAAACCCAAAGCUGCCGCUGUUUGCUGCAGAAACCACCGACUGUCAACUGUCCGUCACCCGCUGCAGCUUGUCAGGACAACCGGGGCUCGAUGUCUGUGGCCAAUGCAAAACACACCGUUCUGGAUCCGGUGAUCCCGUACACUGGUCCCAUACCUGGAGGCCUGCAUCCAGGGGAGAUCAUCAUCAUCCAGGGUACUGUGCCACCAGAAGCUGACAGGUUUCAGGUGGACCUGUCAAGCGGCUGCAGCACUAAACCACUCUCAGACGUCGCUCUCCACUUCAGCCCUCGUUUCAGUGACUCCCCGUGUGUGGUCUGCAACUCCCUGCUGCAGGAGGAGUGGGGUAAAGAGGAGACACUCCACCAGCUGCCCUACAAACGCGGAGCCCCCUUCGAGACCAUCAUUCUAGUAAACAAGAAUGGCUUUAAGGUGGCAGUAAAUGGUACUCACCUGCUGGAAUACAAACACAGAAUUGCUCUGACCAGGGUGGACACGUUUUCUAUUUCUGGGAAUGUCAGGGUUCACGCUAUUGGCUACAUCCCAAACUCAGCAAUAUAUUCAGAGUCAGGUGAUUUGGGUCUUCCUUACAAAGGCAGUAUACUCAAAGGACUGAACCCAGCACAGCACAUCACAAUAAAAGGACAGGUCAGCAUGUAUCCUCACAGUUUCACUGUCAACCUCUGCAACAGCAAGACGGAGAACAUUGCUCUCCAUCUGAACCCCCGGAUGAAGUCAGGCGUGUUCAUCAGGAACUCGUACCUGGACGGAUCCUGGGGUCAGGAGGAGAGGGAGCUGCCCUUCUUUCCCUUCUCGCCGGGCGAAUACUUUGAGAUGCUUCUGCUCUGUCAGCCCCAUCAGUUCAAGCUGGCAGUGAACGGGUCACACUUGUUCGAGUUCAGGCACCGGGUGCAGGACCUGAGCAGCAUCGACCAGCUGGAGAUUAUGGGAGACCUGGAGCUGAAUGAUGUGAAGUUAUGGUGACUCGAAGCCAACGCGUUGUUGGUCAGGGUUCAGUUAGCUUACACUGACCCACAUGAUGGACGUCAGGUUUGAAUUUCAGGUCUAAGCUAAUCUAGCACUGUUACUGUGGUUGAUGAGGUUCGUCUAUGUGGUCCUGAUUGGACAGAUUCAUGGAUGACAGAAAACGGGACACACGUAUUUAAGCACUUAAGCUUAGCUUAUAAUUUAAAUUAUAUGCAGGUUUUAAACAGAGAAAAUGAAUAUUAGUUUUUUUGGUGCAAUGUGCAAUACAGAAAAACAAAACAUCUGUAUAACUAAUCUCAUCUUUGCACCAUCAUUGUGCAUGAAUGUAGUUUACAUUUCAUUAAUGUAUUUUAUCAAAAAACAAAUUUUCUAAUUUAAAAGAGCUCAUUCUUUAUCCUUUUCAAAUAAACCCGUUUAAUUUCUGUAGAAAUAUCAGAUGCACUUCAUACGACUCAUCAUGUGAAGACCCAGCCAGUAUUAAAUCAUCUGUGGUCCAGGGUAACUAUUUAAAAUCUAAUAUAUCUCUAAAGUCAAAAAUAGAUAUCUGUUCUGGAUUGUCUGUAUUGCCUUCUGUAGUGAAGAAGAGAAAUAGGUCUUGUAUCCUCCAUGUUUUGAUAAAUAAAAGACAACUGAAUGUCUUACUGAUA